Molecule: messenger RNA, 3208 nt
Organism: Danaus plexippus (monarch butterfly)
Lineage: Eukaryota; Metazoa; Arthropoda; Insecta; Lepidoptera; Nymphalidae
Gene: mirr
Product: homeobox protein caupolican
Exons: 5
Coding region: 306-1595 (429 amino acids)
Biological process (GO): regulation of transcription by RNA polymerase II; cell development; neuron differentiation
Cellular component (GO): nucleus
Molecular function (GO): RNA polymerase II cis-regulatory region sequence-specific DNA binding; DNA-binding transcription factor activity, RNA polymerase II-specific
Source: RefSeq, a predicted model, not a curated record
AGAAGGAGCGCCCGACGCACAGUCGCUGUGUGCGUCGAGAGAGACGGCGCGAGAGAGGGACCGGCGACCGGCGACCGGAGACCGGAGACCGGAGACCGGAGACCGACGAUUACUAUCACCUGGCGGCCGGCUACCGCAUUACCCGCCGCCGCUGACAGGCGACCGCGCGCCACCACGCGCUCCGAGCACGGACACCCGACCACCGGCAUAUAACAUGACUUGAUCGACCGAACCGACCAACUGACUCUACUGAUUCUGUGAUGUGAGUGAGUUUAAUGUGAGACUCUACAACGGACUAAGUGAAUAUGACGUCCCAGUUCGCCUUCCGCGGAUCGCCGCCCAAUCAGAGCACCAUAUCGACAGCCUCUAACAGUCCACCGCCGGCGCAGGCGGGAAUGAGCGGAGGCUCAGGUGCGAGCGGGGCUGCACGCUCAGGCUCUCCCGCAGCCGCGCGAUGCUGCGACACCGGCCGUCCCAUAUUCCAGGAUCCAAUCACAGGACAAACUGUUUGCUCCUGUCAAUACGAGUUUCUAAACUACCAGAGGCUAGCAUCGGGAGUACCCCUGUCCAUGUACAGCGCUCCAUACCCCGACGCAGCCGCGGCAGCCGGCAUGGCGGCUUAUUUCCCCGCGCUCGCAGCCGACCAGCCGCCGUUCUAUACAAAUACAGCUGCUGGCAUCGAGUUAAAGGAGAAUUUGGCCGCCAGCGCUGCCACCUGGCCUUACCCUACCGUCUACCACCCCUAUGACGCUGCUUUCGCCGGUUAUCCCUUCAAUGGAUACGGCAUGGAUUUGAACGGUGCUAGAAGAAAAAAUGCCACUCGAGAAACUACAAGUACUCUUAAAGCAUGGCUUAACGAACACAAGAAAAAUCCAUAUCCAACAAAAGGAGAAAAGAUAAUGCUGGCGAUAAUUACAAAAAUGACGCUAACACAAGUGUCCACGUGGUUUGCAAAUGCUCGACGUCGCCUCAAGAAGGAGAACAAAAUGACUUGGGAGCCGAGAAACAGAGUUGACGACGAUGACAAUAAUAACGAUGACGACGAUCACAAAAGUAAUGAUGGAAAAGACGCUCUAGAUGGAAAAGAUUCUGGAACUGGUUCCAGUGAAGAUGGAGACAGACCGCAACAAAGGUUAGACCUCCUCGGUCCGCGAACGGAAUCUGAAUGGUCAGAAUCAAGAGCUGACAGUGGACCAGAAUCACCUGAGCCUUACGAGAGGCCAUUACACCCUGCAUAUCAGCAUCUUCCAUCACGUGCCCCACCUGGUAGUACACCUGCCUCUGCUAAGCCUAGAAUAUGGUCUCUAGCAGACAUGGCAAGCAAAGACGGUGAGGCGCCGGCAGCACCAGCAGCUGCCGCUUCCGCUUUCUAUCAGACAGCAGCAGCAGCUGCUGCUGCCCGUCUCGCCCAUCCUUAUGGCCGCCCAGACUUAUACAGGGGACUAUACCCACCUGCACAUGCUGCUGAUGUUGCUCUGCUAGAGUAUUCACGUUCCUUGGCUCUCGCUGCUCCGGCUCCCGCGCCCCCAGCACCCUCCCCCUCUUCGUCCUCCACAUCAUCCCUUGCUGAACCACCGCCUUCCUCUCGCGCCUGACCGUCUGCCAUAAGCUCGCCGUUGGCGCACCGACAAUAAUCGCGAUCUCGGCCCCGCCACUAGGGCAGUAACGGCUAAUCACCUGUAAAUAGCAUAAAAUAUAUGUAUACAUACUUAUACGUGAUAAUAAAUAAUUUAUGCACCGGUAGAGAAGCUUAGGUUUGUGAUAGUGGACACCGUGAGGUAGACUCGAAAUACGUCGACGCACGCGCCGACCGACCGACAAUACUAGGUGCUAACAAGGACCUUACGGCGAUUGAUCUAGUUGUUACUGGAAGUGGUUAAACGAAGUGAUUUUAAUAAAAAUAGGUAUUAAUAUGUGUUAUCUUUCCCAUAUGGUAAACGACACUGUUUUAGAUUAUUUGACAUGUAGAAUGUAAAUUAUUAUUUUUUCAAAAUGUUCUCUUUAUAUUUAGUAUCUAAUUACGUCCAGGUUAUCUCUAUUGUUUGAUAGUUUCAUAAAAUAUCUAACAAUUCGAAUUUUAAUAUUUAUUAAUACGAGGUCAGUAGUUAUAACACGAUUUUUUUAAUAUACUAUUAAUCUAAGUAAUAAUGAUACCAGAUUAAAAUAUCUGUAUGGAUUCUUUUCUAGUCACAAGACUAUGAUCGUCUAUGAUAAACAUUUUAAUGAAAUGUCAUUAUAGAAAAACAUCACAAUAUAAUUUAAGUAAACAUAUAGACACGGAAUCAGUUCGAGCCGGCUUGAAUCUCCUUUUACCUUCCUCUGGGUCAGUGCAAAAGCAUUUCAGAUUCUUGGUCAAUAUUCACUAUAAUCUGUUAUAUAAGAAAGACAAGUAAAUUAAAUAAGUUUAUUUAAUCAAGUGUAUAAGGACAGUGACAAAUAGUUAUUAGAUAAUAAUAUAAUUGAACACUGGAAACCGCAGAUGUAAAGCGUAAGCACGAUAUGUAAAAAAUAUGAAAUUAAAAACACUAUCCGAUAAAAUAAUUAAAUGGACACUCAACUUUUAAUGUCUUAUAUUUAUUAUAAUCUUUCGCAUAUUUGUCCCGUUAUAUCGAAAUGGCCUUGUAUAUGUGUAACAAAGUAAGGUAUAGGUAUCCCGUAUGUUUCCCAGUGUAUAAAUUUUUUUUUUCAAUAUUUUAGAGACUGAAAGUCCAAAAUUGAGUCUAUAGUUUUGUACAUACAUACGUCAUUGUUGUAAUUAUAUAAUGUAAUGAUAACUACAUAUUUAAGAAUGGUAAACGCAAUGACUUUUCUGUAUUAGAGAUCCUUUUAAUGUAUAUAAAACGGUGGAAGACGAUUUUGUAAACUAAGUAUGUGACAUGCUUAUUUAGUACGUGCUGUAUGGUACGCAGAACUUGGUACGGAACACUUGAAUAACUAUUUCAUUUCAUGUAAUAUAACAAAAUGUAAUAAAAAAGAUAAUAACGUAUAUAUAAAAGUGCGUUAUUUUGUUCUGAAUGUAACGAUAGUUCUGCGUGUUAGAAUGUUGGAUAAACAGCAUGUUAUGUUUUUAUUUGAAUGUUAAAUUUAAUGUAAAUCCAAGCAUUUCGCAAAUUAAGUUAUUUAGUAAAGCUAUUGUUUGUAAUUGUAUUUUGUUAGCUUCAACGUCUUUAACCGUUCUCCUGAAAGGUGUGUGAAUAGAUGCAAUAAA